Rhea pennata is the source of this 5763-nucleotide messenger RNA. It is a transcript of the gene PAWR, whose product is annotated as pro-apoptotic WT1 regulator. The coding region runs from base 197 to 1189 and encodes 330 amino acids. NCBI's taxonomy places the organism in Eukaryota, Metazoa, Chordata, Aves, Rheiformes, Rheidae. Gene Ontology annotation, biological process: apoptotic process; positive regulation of apoptotic process. The transcript is spliced from 6 exons. The record is from RefSeq and is a predicted model, not a curated record. Gene Ontology annotation, cellular component: cytoplasm.
CGGGCCGCGCCGUGGAUGUCUCACGGCUCCGCUUUUGUUUCUCUCCAGGGUGUUUGUGCUCCUCCGAGCCCGUCUCUCCGCCCCCGUGCCUGCCGCCCGCCCCGCCGAGCCCUCUCCUCCGCGGGCAGCGGCAGAGCCGCCUCCGGGCGGGCGCUGGUGGCAGAGGUGCAGCUGGGGCGCCCUCGCCGCCGGGAACAUGGCGACGGGGGGCUACCGCGGCGCCGGGGGCAGCACCACGGACUUUCUGGAGGAGUGGAAAGCUAAGCGGGAGAAGAUGCGGGCCAAGCAGGCGCCGCCGGGCCAGGCGGCCGCGGCCGGGGGCGAGGCCAAGCCGCUCGGGGGCACGUCCUCCGCCGAGCUCAACAACAACCUGCACCCCGGCGGCCCGGCCGCCCCGCCCGAGCGGCCGGCGCCCCCCGGCGGCGGGGCCGUCCACUGCGUCAGCCUCGCCAGCGCCGCCUUGAGCAGGGCCGCCCCCGCCAAGGAGCCGCUGCCGGGCCUGGCCGGCGGCCGGGGGGCAGAGCCUGCCGCCAAGCCCCCGGCCGCCGCCGGCUCCCCGGAGGGCGAGGAGAAGCUGGCCGCCAAGGGGAAGAGCGCCGGCCCCAGCGCCAGGAAGGGGAAAGGGCAGAUCGAGAAGAGGAAGCUGCGGGAGAAGCGGAGGUCGACAGGUGUGGUGAACAUCCCGGCCGCCGAGAGCCUAGAUGAAUAUGAAGAUGAUGAAGCAGGACAGAAGGAGCGGAAGAGGGAGGAUGCUAUUACCCAGCAGAAUACAAUACAAAAUGAGAGUUCCAGUGCAGAUGCAGCUGGCUCAUACUUACUACAGGACUCCUCCAGGAUGGCUUCAAGCAGAUUUAAAAGCACACCUAAUGCGCCAGAAGAUGAUGUUGCAAACAGAUAUUCCCGAACAACAUAUAGCAGAUACAGCAGGGAUGCAAAUUCUUCUGGGAAUUCUGUACCAAGUAAUGCUUUGGAAAAGAGGAUUGAGGAACUUGAAAGAGAACUUGCAAAGGAGAGACAAGAAAAUGUGAGAUUAAUGAAGAUUACACAGGACAAAGAGGAGUUGAUUGUUAAGCUGAAGGAAGAAAUUGAUUUAUUAAACAGAGACCUAGAUGAUAUAGAAGAUGAAAAUGAACAAUUGAAGCAAGAAAAUAAAACCCUGUUAAAAGUUGUUGGACAGCUGACAAGGUAGAAGAUUCAAGCCUCAAUGAGGAAAGAUUUUUAAAAACUACUGAUUGAAUGUUAAGGUCAAUAUAGUAAUUCUUCCUGUGUUGCAGUUUGUUAAAAUAACUGUCUUUAUAUUUAUUAUUAGGAAACCAGAUGGAUGUUUAUUUUCAUAAUACUUUCUUCUUCAUUCAAUGAAAUGGCAUCAAUUUGGGCAUAUAUUUUUAACUUUCUUUUCAAAGGAGAGUAACAAUUUUGACGUAUUUCAAAAUAUUAAAAUUAUUUGGGUUUUAUAUCUUCAUAUUACAUCUGGAUAAAUUACAGUAGUUUAAAAUUUGUAGCACCAAGAUCACUUUCAGUCUAUGUGGGUGUAUAUUUUUUGAAUGAAUGGAAGCAAUAGAUAUAAGCUUUGUUUACACAGAUCCAAAAUAUAUAUUUUGGGAACUAUUUCUUUCUUUGUUUAAGCAGCUGUAAAGUGGAUGCCUUAUUACUGAUGUAUAACAUUUUGCAGAUUGAUUACUUGCUCUAAAAACUCUUGUAUGUUGAGUUUUUUUUUUUUUACUGUAUCUGGAAGACUGACAAUAGUAGAGAGUAGCUUUUUUUCUAUAUAACAGUAUUCUGGCAGAAGGGGGAGGUUUUACUAAAAAAAAAAAUCACCUGCAGUAUCAGCAUUAGUGAGUUCUUAGAAUCAUAUUGAAGUUGUGCACUGUAGUUUAUCUUAAAGCUUUUGCUUUAGCAGUGAAAUGCAAGUUUUCUAUCAAACAGCGAAUUUUUUGGCGUGUUAAGAAUACAAAGCCUGGAGCUUUCAUUUUGGCAAAGACACUUUUGCAAUACACUUUUAUUUAAAUCUGUUGUCUUAAAAUUUGUAGUGAUCAUAAUCAAUGUGAUGUUUCUGAUGUUUUCGUUUUUUUAAGCUGGGUCAAAAUUUGUGUAUAUAACAAACGAGGAGUGUAAGUGAUUCAUGCCCUUUUGAAAUAGCAUAUUGUUUUAAAAAAACAUUUUAUCCUUGAUUUUAAACUUACAAGGUGUUUGAAAAGUGCCUGUUUAGAUGUUACAAACCACUUAUGUUGAUACACUGAUUUUAUUAUAGCAUGAUAGUACACAAAAUUUUCUUUUUCAUAAACCAUAGACUUCAGUGAAUAAUUCUCUCCUUAAAAUUCUUGUUAGGCUGAGAUAUGAUGUACUUUAUUUCAUGUUAAUACAGCACACAUUUCAUCCCUGUCUGAAUAAAAAAUCUAAGUUUUGGGGUGAGGAGACCGGAAGUGAAAUUAUUUUGUAGGCUUUUUUUCUCGAUGAUUUUGAAGCUCAGUGUUGGAAAAUGGCAUAUGUUUAUUUUUUGUUACCUUAAAACUUCAGAGCAACUGAAAUAUAUCGUGAUGAUAGUCAUCUAAGAUUUGUCAGUUUCUUCCAUGAUUUCUGUUUAAUAAGAUAUUCUUAAACUUCAAAUCCAGGAAUUAAUAUGUGAUACUUUUGAAUAUAGACUAGAUUAUUCUAGAUUCAUAUAUUUUAGUAAGGAGGAGACUUUCAUAGCUUCAAAUUAUUUUACAAGAUACUUAUGUGCCAGGAAUCCUUGAGGUUUCCUUUCACAGUAGAAGAGAUCCUAUAGGAGACAAUUUAAAACUUUAACAGAGUGGUUUAAAUGGUGCAAGGAUUUUGCCUAGACCUUCUGAACUAUACUAUUCACCACUGAAUAUGGCUCUUAAUAUUAGCCAAGCAGUAAAAAGUCCCUUAAUUAAUCACUUUCAUAAAAUCAGAAAUUUAAAGUGAUAAAAAAAUAAAUUUCCUUGAGAUUAUACAGUCUUAGCAAAUAUGAAACUUUCAUUGGAAAAAUGUGAUUUUCUUCUAUGUGUACUAGAUAGGGAAUGUACUUACAGAUUUAAGGCAUGGGAAGUCGAAUACUGGAGUAUGAUCAAGGAGAUGAGACAUUAAAACAUCUAGAGACAGAUAUUAAUUUAGAACACAGAUAUUAAUACAGAGGUGUAUAUGAUAGUAUUGAUACAGAGGUGUACAGUUUUAUAAACUGUAUUUCAUAUACAUUUUAAUCCAAAGGACAAUGGCAACAAAGAACAUAAACAAGAAUUACUUGUCAUCGUAUUUCCUCCUCUUGGUCUGCAUGUGUAUUGACUAAAGCUUAGCAGCAGAAAUUCCAAAAUUAGAAUUCCCUUUUUAACCUACAUAUCCAGUUGAUGGGAAUAUUUAUCUCAUGGCAGAAGCACUUACGAUACCCUACUGUGAAGAGGUGAGGGCAAAGGAAGUUUCCAGAUCGUUGAAAAGAGUAAUGCUUCAGCUGGAGCAUGUGAACAAGGGGCUGUGGGAACUCGCACAGCAAGUACCUUGGGACAUUAGUGUUGUUCUGUGUUACUACACAGAGAGAAAACUCUUCACGAUUUUAAAAAUUCCCACAAAUUGUAUCUUGAAACGUAACGCUUUUGCUGACGUUUCUUAAGAUUUAGGGAGUUCGAGGGAAAGAAGUAUUUCUGUAAUAAAAAGUUAAUUGCAACUUAUGUUAUCAGCUCUAGGGGAGAAAUUUAGUAGUCUCUAGGAAAAAAUACAUACGUAGACUAUUAAUAAUCAUGUAGUCGUAACUUACCGUUACGUUUUUAUUUCAUUAGCGUAUCCUUAUAGUCAUGCUCAAACACAGAGUAAGGUUUUUUUCUGAGGUGAUUUGAAGGGGUUGAAUUACCUUGCCAGCAAUUUGCUAACCCAAGCCCACUUGCUCUCCGGUCCAGCACCUCGAUUGUGUAGUUUUAAAGCAGAGAGAGUGCUUAGGCAAGUGGGAACCCAUCUCACUGAGGAAGGCUAUAUAUUUCCUUAAUGAAUCUAGGUAUUUCCAUAAUGAGGCUAAAUUAAUUUGUUAGCACUUUUUCUGGAUGGCAAUGCAAUAUUAACUGUAUGGGUAAAUCCCUUGAAAAUUCCUGAACUUUAUAAUGUGGAUUGGACUGCAGAGGAUCUAGCAUUUGUGUUUUGUGGAAACCUAGGUUGUAAAGGAAAUUUAAACAGAAUAGUAUCUCUGUUGGCUAAACUAAUAGGACAGAAAUUUUUUUCAAGAUGCUUUAGUAAUGAAUGAUACAUAAUACCUGUAUUGAUCAUGAAAAUGAUGGUCACAUACUGUUCUAUAGAAAAUACUACAUCCAGAGCUGGAGGUUCAAAUAGUGCAGAAAUACUUUUACCAUUGAUAAUAUUAAUUUACCAUUAGUUUUUGAGGGAUUUAUUCCUUAAAGUGGAGAUUAGCAAUAUAUAAAUUUUGAUGAUUUUUACAAGGAAAUCCAAAAUUACCCUUUUUCCAUUUUAAAAUAAUUAGAUUGCUAUGAUUAAGUUUGAUGUUACUUGAUGUAUAUAUUAACCAGAAGAGUACAGUCUGUAUUUUGUAUCUUCAAAGAAAAAUCUUUGUUAAUUACCAGAUUUGUAUUGACACAUUCAGAGAUUAUUUUUUCUUUAGAUUGUCUGAAUUUGAGGGGCAAAGUGAGAAAAGACAUUAACAAAUAAAUGAAGGACUCCAAAGUAGGAAGUAUAAUCUAGUGAAGUUUUUUAUUUAAAUGUACUGAGAAUUAGCUAUAGAGAGAUUUGUGAUUGGCAUAAGCAAUAUAAAAGAUGUAGAGGUUUUAGUUCUAGUUCAUUUGAAAAUAAAAGGAUCAAACUACAGCAAAACUCUUUUCAACUUGCCUGGUAUUAUUACCACUUGGAAACUUCCUACCACAAGAGAGACUGGUGGAGAUACUGAAGAUCAAAUUAUUUUAAAAACUUUGCUAUGAAGGCAGAGAUACACAGAGUUCAGCCGUGGUUAUUUCCAGCUGAAUUGAAAUAAAUCAAUAUUAGUAGCCAAGUGACUACUGGGAAAUAAACACAUGAAUUAUAACUGUAGAUAUUAUCAACAUGUUACUGAGCGUCAGUGUUUCUUGAGUUCAAAGACUCCUUUAUGAAGAUGUCAGCUGAGUCACUCCUUUCUCAUCAGUAUUAAUAAAAUCAUAAAUAUGUGGUGUUUUUAAUAUAAAACAUAAACAUUGUAGUAGGAAAAAAUUAGCACUGCAAGCUAUAACUUAAGAAAUGGAAAACAGUAAAUGAAAUAUGUGUGGUACCAGUAUCUGCUGAGACUAAGGAGCUAAAAGAAAAGAAGAUAAAAGAAAAUACUCUAAGGUUAAAGUACCUUCUGUAGAAUUUUUAAAAGUUCAGCUAAAAAUGAAAUUAAUUCUGCAUCCUGUCAUUUAAUUUAAUUUGGAAUUUCUCUGCUAAAAGUUCACUACAGAUCUGCUUGAGUUGGUCAUUCUGGUGUCAAUACCUGCAUAAGGAGCAUUUCUACUUCUGUUAUUAAGCAUUUCUUUAGAACGAAUUAAAUAUAUUCAAGACAUAAAGUACUUCCAUAUGUAUUGGAUGUAAAAGUCAUGAUCUUCAAGUACGUUUGUUUACUGUAGUAAAUCUGUCUACCAUUUCUCCUUGUACUUCCAUAGAUGUAUGUUACCUUGUUAAUUUAACCUUUUUGGUUUUAUUUCUAGAUUUCUGGUGUACUGUUCUUUUCCAGGGUUAUGGCUAGUUGUGAUUUUUCUGUUCUGAAAAAAAUUGAGAUAGUUGAGGUUUUCCUCUGAAAAUAAUUUUGUAAUCAUAAUG